CAAGGUCAGUCCUCCAAAAUUAGCGCCAACUGUUGUGCACUGAAAACAUUUACAUUGGGAAAUAACGGAAUCUGGAGAGCUGGGAGCAUUAAGUAGUCCGCCAUGCACUUCGGGCAAAGUGGGGUGAAUAUUCUCUUGAGCCAUGUUAUAGAAGACUAUUGGGUUGUAGGACUGUAUGAGGAGGCCUCUGUGUUUCUCUAGAGGCAGAGAGGAUCGCUGCUGCUGUUUGGAGCCAUGGAGAAGAUGUCGCGGGUAACCACAGCCCUGGGCGGCAGUGCAAUCAGCGGACGCACCAUGUUCUGCCACCUGGACGCGCCCGCCAACGCCAUCAGUGUGUGCCGCGAUGCCACACAGGUGGUGGUGGCCGGCCGCAAUAUCUUCAAGAUCUACGGCCUGGAGGAGGAGCAGUUUGUGGAGAAGCUCAACCUGCGCGUGGGCCGCAAGCCCUCGCUCAACUUCAGCUGCGCCGACGUCAUGUGGCACCAGAUGGAGGAGAACCUGCUGGCCACGGCUGCCACCAACGGGGCGGUAGUCACCUGGAACCUGGGCAAGCCGUCGCGCAACAAGCAGGAUCAGCUGUUCACCGAGCACAAGCGCACGGUCAACAAGGUGUGCUUUCACCCCACCGAAAUCUACAUGCUGCUCAGUGGCUCCCAGGAUGGCUACAUGAAAUGCUUCGACCUGCGCAAGAAGGAGUCCGUUAGCACAUUCUCAGGUCAGUCGGAGAGUGUAAGAGAUGUUCAGUUCAGCAUGAAGGAUUACUUUACUUUUGCUGCUUCCUUUGAGAACGGUAACGUCCAGCUGUGGGACAUCCGGAGGCCUGACCGGUAUGAGAGGAUGUUCACAGCCCACACCGGCCCUGUGUUCUGCUGUGACUGGCACCCCGAUGACAGGGGUUGGCUGGCCACUGGUGGCCGGGACAAGAUGGUGAAGGUGUGGGACAUGACCACCAACCGGGCCAAAGAGAUCUACUGCGUCCAGACCAUUGCCUCGGUGGCACGGGUCAAGUGGCGUCCUGAGAGGAAGUGGCACCUGGCCACCUGCUCCAUGAUGGUGGACCACAACAUCUACGUGUGGGAUGUCCGACGGCCCUUCAUCCCCUUUGCCACCUUCGAGGAGCACAAGGACGUGACCACGGGCAUCGUGUGGCGCCACCAGCAUGACCCCUAUUUUCUGCUGUCAGGCUCCAAGGACAGCACACUCUACCAGCACAUGUUCAAGGACGCCAGCCGGCCCGUGGACCGGGCCAACCCCGAGGGGCUGUGCUUCGGCCUGUUUGGCGACCUUGCCUUCGCCGCCAAGGAGAGCCUCAUCAGUGGCGACUCCAACAGGAAACCCUACCCGGGUGGCGACCGCCGCUACCCAAUCUUCUUCUUCAAGAAGCCCGAUCUGACGGAGCAGUUUGCCCACGUGUCCAGCGCCCUCAGCGUGUUCGAGUCGUCUCUGGAGAGCAGGCGCAUGGACUGGUUUGUCAAGACGGCGCGCCUCUACCUCCUCGGCGGCAAACCCUUCACCGAGCUGUGCGACCACAAUGCCAAGGUGGCCAAGGAGCUCAACAGACCUCAGGUUUCUACUACAUGGACAAUGCUUCGGCUCAUGUUCUCAGAUCCAGCGACCCUCUCGACACCUGGUCCAAAUAACAUCAGCAAACUGGGCAACCUUCCUUUAAUGAACAGUUUCAGUAUGAAGGAGAUGGGGACGGAGAGCAGGCUGGACCGUAGUAAAGGAGAGAGCAGACAGGACAACAUUCACCUGGAGCCUGGGAACUCGCUCAUCAACAGCAACAACGACGAGAAUGAGGAGACCGAGGGGAGUGAGGGACAGGCGGAGUACAUGUUUGGUGACGCUGAGCUGGAUGACGAUGACCUCUACUCUAUGGAGCACGAAAUCCAGGCCGUGGAAGAACAGGAGUACACGCUCCCCCAGGAGGCCUUCCCGCUGCGCCACGAGAUCAUGGACAACCCGUCGGUCCCGGAGCACCUGCAGCAGGACAAGGCCGACUCGCCGCACGCCAGCGGCAACGAGGCAGAGGUCAUGUGCCUGACGCCCAUAGAGUCCCUCUCCCUGAUCGCCAUCUCGCAGCCGCUGUUCAGCCCCCACCUCCCUUCCCGCUUUUUCUGCCCCGUGGUCAGAGAGAUGCUGAGCCACUACGCCGAGCAGGGCGAUGUGCAGAUGGCGGUCUCGGUGCUCAUCGUCUUGGGAGACCGCAUCCGCAAGGAGAUCGACGACCUCACUCAGGAGCACUGGUACAUGUCCUACAUUGACUUGCUGCAGCGUUUCGAGCUGUGGAACGUGUCCAACGAGGUCAUCAAGCUGAGCACUUGCAGCGCCAUCACCUGUCUGAACCAGACAUCCACCACACUGCACGUCAACUGCAGCAACUGCAAACGGCCCAUGAGCAACAGGGGCUGGAUCUGUGACCGGUGCCACCAGUGUGCCAGUGUUUGUGCUGUGUGCCACCAUGUGGUGAAGGGGCUGUUUGUGUGGUGCCAAGGCUGCAGUCAUGGCGGGCACCUGGAGCACGUGAUGAACUGGUUAAAGAGUAAUUCUCACUGCCCGGCUGGCUGCGGACACCUGUGUGAGUACACCUGACCCUCAGCUCCACCCCCUCCCAGCCAGCUCUCUGUGAGACGGGGAGCACCUCACCUGGCUCACGCUGGCCUGGGUCUCACACUCCAGGCUGGCCUCUCCAAAGACUGGGGUCCACAGGGGGGUGGCCAUUGUAGCAGGAUGACUGUAUUGGAAGAUAGGUCGGUAAGACUGGAGUCCAAUUCAUUAAACCAGUCGGAGAGGAGAACAAGGGAUCAUGUACCUACCAUAUGGAGCACUGUUAAGUUUGAGAUGGGCCCGCUGGCCUUUUCAGUGCUCACUUUGACUAUGACAGAAACUCAAAGUUAAGUGAACACAAUAAUGUAUGUGUGUAUGUAUAUAUACAGUUGAAGCUGGAAGUUUACAUACACCUUAGCCAAAUACAUUUAAUACAUUUAGUUUUUCUCAAUUCCUGACAUUUAAACCUAGUACAAAUUCCCUGUUUUAAAUCAGUUAGGAUUACCACUUUUAUUUUAAGAUUGUGACAUUUCAGAAUAAUAGUAUAGAGUGAUUUAUUUCAGCUUUUUUCUUUUAUCACAUUCCCAGUGGGUCAGAAGUUUAUAUAGACUCAAUUAGUAUUUGGGAGCAUUGCCUUUAAAUUGUUUAACCUGGGCCAAAUGUUUUGGGUAGCCUUCCACAAGCUUCCCACAAUAAGUUGGGUGAAUUUUGGCCCAUUCCUCCUGACAGAGCUGGUGUAACUGAGUCAGGUUUGUAGGCCUCCUUGCUCGCACACGCCUUUUCAGUUCUGCACACAAAUGUUCUAUGGGAUUGAGGUUAGGGCUUUGUGAUGGACACUCCAAUACCAUGACUUUUUUGUUCUUAAGCCAUUUUGCCACAACUUUGGAAGUAUGUUUGGGGUCAUUGUCCAUUUGGAAGACCCAUUUGCGACCAAGCUUUAAUUUCGUGACUGAUGUCUUGAGAUGUUGCUUCAUUAUAUCCACCUAAUUGUCCUUCCUCAUGAAGCCAUCUAUUUUGUGAAGUGCACCAGUCCCUCCUGCAGCAAAGCACCCCCACAACAUGAUGCUGCCACCCCCGUGCUUCACGGUUGGGAUGGUGUUCUUCAGCUUGCAAGAAUCCCCCUUUUUCCUCCAAACAUAAUGAUGGUCAUUAUGGCCAAACAGUUAUAUUUUUGUUUCAUCAGACCAGAGGACAUUUCUCCAAAAAGUAUGAUCUUUGUCCCCAUGUGCAGUUGCAAACCAUUGUCAGGUUUUUUAUGGCGGUUUUGGAGCAGUGGCUUCUUCCUUGCUGAGCGGCCUUUCAGGUUAUGUCGAUAUAGGACUUGUUUUGCUGUGGAUAUAGAUACUUUUGUACCUGUUUCCUCCAGCAUCUUCACAAGUUCCUUUGCUGUUGUUCUGGGAUUGCUUUGCACUUUUCGCACCAAAGUACAUUCAUCUUUAGGAGACAGAACGUGUCUUCUUCCUGAGCAGCUGCGUGGUCCCAUGGUGUUUAUACUUCCGUACUGUUGUUUGUACAGAUGAACGUGGUACCUUCAGGCUUUUGGAAAUUGCUCCCAGGGAUGAACCAGACUUGUGGAGGUCUACACAUUUUUUUUCUGAGGUCUUGGCUGCUUUCUUUUGAUUUCCCCGUGAUGUCAAGCAAGGAGGCACUGAGUUUGAAAGUAGGCCUUGAAAUACAUCCACAGGUACACCUCCAAUUGACUCAAAUGAUGUCAAUUAGCCUAUCAGAAGCUUCAAAGCCAUGACAUCAUUUUCUGGAAUUUUCCAAGCUGUUUAAAGUCAGUCAACUCAGUGUAUGUAAACCUCUGACCCACUGGAAUUGUGAUACAGUGAAAUAAUAUGUCUGUAAACAAUUGUUGGGAAAAUGACUUGUCAUGCACAAAGUAGAUGUCCUAACCGACUUGCCAAAACAAUAGUUUAUCAAGAAAUUGGUGGAGUGGUUGAAAAACGAGUGUUAAUGACUCCAACCUAAGUGUAUAUAAACUUUAGACUUCAACUGUGUGUAUAUAUAUGUGUGUGUGUGUGUGUGUGUGUGUAUAUACGUACAUACAUACACACUGUACUGUACCAGUCAAAAGUUUGGACACACGUACUCAUUCAAGGGGUUUUCUUUAUUUUUUACUAUUUUCUACAUUGUAAAAUAAUAGUGAAGACAGCAAAACUAUGAAAUAACACAUAUGGAAUCAUGUAGUAACAAAAACAAAUCAAAAUAUAUUUUAUAUUCUAAAAAGUAGCCACCCUUGGCACACUCAACUAGCUUAACGAGGUAGUCACCUGGAAUGCUUUUCCAACCAUUUUUAAGGAGUUCCCUCAUAUGCUGAGCACUUGUUGGCUGCUUUUCCUUCACUCUGCGGUUCAACUCUUCCCAAACCAUCUCAAUUGGGUUGAGGUCGGGGGGUUGUGGAGGCCAGGUCAUCUGAUGCAGCACUCCAUCACUCUCCUUGGUCAAAUAGCCCUUACACAGCCAGGAAGUGUGUUUUGUGUCAUUGUCCUGUUUGAAAAACAAAUGAUAGUACCACUAAGCGCAAACCAGAUGGGAUGGCAUAUCGCUGUAGAAUGCUGUGGUAGCCAUGCUGGUUAAGUGUGCAUUGAAUUCAAAAUAAAUCAGACAGUGUCUACAGCAAAGCACCAUCACACCUCCAUGCUUCACAGUGGGAACCACAUAUGCGGAGAUCAUCUGUUGACCUCCUCUGCGUCUCACAAAGACACGGCGGUUGGAACCCAAAAUCUCAAAUUUUGACUCAUCAGACCAAAGGACAGAUUUCCACCGGUCUAAAGUCCAUUGCUCGUGUGUCUUGGCCCAAGCAAGUCUCUUAUUAUUGGUGUCCUUAUAGUGGUUUCUUUGCAGCAAAUUGACCAUGAAGGCCUGAUUCUCAGUCUCCUCUGAACAGUUGAUAUGUGUAUGUUACUUGAACUCUGUGAGGUGCUGAGAUGCAGUUAAUUUCAGAUUUAUCUGGGUCUUCCUUUCCUGUGGCAGUCCUGAUGAGAGCCAGUUUUAUCAUAGCUCUUGGUUUUUACGACUGCACUUGAAAAAACAUCCAACGUUCUUGAAAUUUUCCAGAUUGACUUAAAGUAAUCCAUAAUUAUGGACUGUCAUUUCUCUUUGCUUAUUUGAGCUGUUUUUGCCCUAAUAUGGACUUGGUCUGUAUCUUCUGCAUACCACCCCUAACUUGUCAUAACCCAACUGAUAGGCUCAAACACAUAAAGGAAAGAAAUUCCACAAAUUAACUUAAGGCACACCUGUUAAUUGAAAUGCAUUCCAGGUGACUCCCUCAUGAAGCUGGUUGAGAGAAUGCCAAGAUGAUAUCAAGGCUCGCUACUUUGAAAAAUCUAAAAUAUUUGUUUUAACACCCUUUUUGGGGUUACUUGAUUCAAUAUGUUAUUUCAUAGUGUUGAUGUCUUCACUAUUAUUCUACGAAGUUGACAAGUAAAAAUAAAGAAAAACCCUUGAAUUUGUGGGCGUGCCCAAACUUUUGAAUGGUACUGUAUAUUUGCUGAAAUGUUAAAAAUAUUUUUUAUUCAGUGUUUUGCUCAGCUGGGUGGAACAGUUUGCUCUUCUAAAUGGAUAAUUUGUGUAUGUAAAUAGCGAUAAAGAUGUCAGUCUUGAUGAUGUGGCCUUUAUUCAUCAGAUAAGGAAUCUCCAGCACUUUUCUAUGGCAAUAAAAUAUUUUGAAGCUCA
Oncorhynchus masou masou (cherry salmon) is the source of this 6225-nucleotide messenger RNA. RefSeq names its product WD repeat domain 24 (gene wdr24). Gene Ontology annotation, cellular component: GATOR2 complex; cytosol; vacuolar membrane. The record is from RefSeq and is a predicted model, not a curated record. Bases 235 to 2592 code for a protein of 785 amino acids. Gene Ontology annotation, biological process: positive regulation of macroautophagy; cellular response to amino acid starvation; positive regulation of TORC1 signaling. Gene Ontology annotation, molecular function: protein binding. The transcript is spliced from 12 exons. NCBI's taxonomy places the organism in Eukaryota, Metazoa, Chordata, Actinopteri, Salmoniformes, Salmonidae.